AUGUCUGAAGUUAUAACGAAUUGUAAAAUAUGUUGUUUUACAUAUAAUGUUAAUCUUAAAUUAGCUAAUAAGAAUAAUGUUGAAAAAUUAUUAGGAGAAUUUAAAAAUCAAUUACAUGAGGCACAUUUUGUAGUAUUUGGUUUUCAAGAAAUAGCUUUAUCUGAAUUUUCAGGAGCUACGCCUAUAAGUGAAACAUGGCCAUAUUUGAUAGCACAGUCACUUAAAAAUAUAAAUUUAACAUUACUUCAUUCAACAUAUUUAAGUAUAAAUCGGAUUGUUAUAUUUACAAAAAAAAAUAUUCUACCACUUGUAGAAAAAAUUGAAACAAGGUUUCAUAGAUUUGGUCUUAUGGGAUUGUCAGGACAUAAAGGUACUUUAUCAGUAAAAAUAACACUUAGUAAUAAUGAAAGAUUAAUUUUUUUAUCAUCUCAUUUUAUUCAUGAUGCUAAAGAAUAUCAAACAAGGAUAAAUCAAUAUAGAGAUAGUAUAAAAUGCACAUUUAAUGAUAAAAAAGAAAAAAAUGUUUCAAUAUUUUGGAUGGGUGAUUUUAAUUGGAGAUUACAUUCAAUGGAUCACUAUAGUAUAUCACGUGAAUUAGAAAAAUUAAGAGAAACAGAAAUAAAUGAUUUUGUUGAAAAUAAUUGUCAAUUAAAAAAAGCUCAAAAAGAUGGUAGUGCUUUUGAAGAUUUUGAGGAACCAUCAAUAUUUUUUAUGCCAACAUAUAAAUUAAAAAUAGGUACAAAUAUCUAUGAAUCUACAAGAGUAUCAUCAUGGUGUGAUAGAAUAUUAUAUAAGGGUGAUAAUAUACAGAAUCUUCUUUACACAUCUAAUACAACUAUCAAUAUAUCUGAUCAUUUACCAGUUUUUGGUUUAUUUAUAAAGAAAUUUUUUAUUCCUUUAAAUAUUCCAAAUAAAUAUCAUCAGGUAUUUCCGAUACAAUUUCACAAUCGCCUUUUAUGGUACUCCAAUACACCAUUAAUCGUUAAUUUUUCUUUUAAAAAUAAUUUUUGGAAUCAAUAUGGAUCAAAUUUUGAUUGGAUAGGAAUAUUUUCAUCAUUACUUUUUAUGGAUAAUCCAAUUUGUUGGGUUUACCUUGCUACAUGUAUAACAAAUGAAAUUGAUUCAAAUACAAUGUCAGCAGAAUUACCCGGUAUUUCAAAAGGAAGUUAUAAAUUAGUUUAUUUUAGUUCAAAAUUAAAAUGUAUAAAAGGCAUAUCUGAUUUUGAAAUUAAUGUCCUGUGA
Messenger RNA from Strongyloides ratti, 1242 nucleotides. RefSeq names its product Inositol polyphosphate-related phosphatase domain and Endonuclease/exonuclease/phosphatase domain-containing protein. The record is from RefSeq and is a predicted model, not a curated record. Bases 1 to 1242 code for a protein of 413 amino acids. The transcript has 2 exons. Lineage: Eukaryota; Metazoa; Nematoda; Chromadorea; Rhabditida; Strongyloididae. Gene Ontology annotation, biological process: phosphatidylinositol dephosphorylation. Gene Ontology annotation, cellular component: membrane. Gene Ontology annotation, molecular function: phosphatidylinositol-4,5-bisphosphate 5-phosphatase activity.